AUGUUCACGAACUCUGGCGCCGCGGAAGUCCCGAGUGUCCGAAACGUACCGCCGCACCGCCCUGGCGUCGCUCCCUCCGAGCCAGGGCGCAGGGGCCUCCGAAGAAGGCGGUGCUGCCACCCGCGCUCUGCAGACACAGUCAGGGUAACUUUUCGGACGGCGCUGGCGCCGGGACGCGAGGGCAGACACUGCGAGGCGGCGCGGCGGACGCACGGGCGGCGUCUCCUCCCACACCUCACGCCGCGGGCGCACAGCGGUCCCGGCCCGGCGGCGGCGGCGGCGGCGGCGGCGGCGGCGGGCUUGCGCCCUCGGGGCCGUGCUGCGUCGGCGCGGGCCGCGCGUGCGCGGCGACCAGCUGAGGCGCGCGACGCCGCCAAGGCGCGCGCCCGGCCGCGUCCCCGAGCCGAGCUUCCGCCUCUCCGGAGGACCGGGCAUGCGCUUGGCGGCCCGCGCAUGCCCAGAACGCCACGGCUCCCGGCUCCCGAGACCGCGCAGGACAACGGCGCCGGGCUUUCGGGGACUGCGCGCGGGCGUGGCGGCCGGUCCCGGGAAGCCUCCGCGCGGGGCGGCCCACCGGCGGCACUCUGGGCGGGCGGGGUCGGGCCCACCUCGGGGAAACCCUCCCCCCCGCCCUGCCCCCACAGCCCGGAUACGGCCCCUUGGCGGGGCUUCCCUCGCCUGCCGCCCUGCAGCCCGGCCCCAGGGCCCGAACCCGCGCGGUCGCGCCCCGCUGUGGGCCGGGGCCUGGCCCGAGUCCUCGCGGGGGUCCUCGCCAGGCUUCCUGCCCACCCCGAGGAGUGAGGCGCCCCGGGCACCACCCCCCCGCGCACAGGGAAAGCGAGGCUCGGGGGUGCUUGGGGACAGCGGCCCCAACGCCGGGCCGCGCUUAGAUCGGCCUGGAAGACGGCCGGAAGCGGGCUGUGGGGGACGGCCGGAGGGGGCCGCUGGUCGG
This is a messenger RNA of Lutra lutra (Eurasian river otter), 952 nucleotides long. Its product is annotated as translation initiation factor IF-2-like. Bases 1 to 801 code for a protein of 266 amino acids. Lineage: Eukaryota; Metazoa; Chordata; Mammalia; Carnivora; Mustelidae. The record is from RefSeq and is a predicted model, not a curated record. The transcript is spliced from 3 exons.